Hansenula ciferrii is the source of this 1773-nucleotide messenger RNA. RefSeq lists its product as uncharacterized. Gene Ontology annotation, biological process: proteolysis. NCBI's taxonomy places the organism in Eukaryota, Fungi, Ascomycota, Saccharomycetes, Phaffomycetales, Wickerhamomycetaceae. The coding region runs from base 1 to 1773 and encodes 590 amino acids. The transcript has a single exon. The record is from RefSeq and is a predicted model, not a curated record. Gene Ontology annotation, molecular function: serine-type endopeptidase activity.
AUGAUUCUAGCUAACAAAUUACUGCAAACUUUUUAUUUUUUACUCUUCUCAUUGUUGGUAUUCACACAAUUGACUGCUGCUGAGAAUUAUGUGGUUAAAUUGAAGAAAUUACCAUCCAUUGGAAUUACAAAUUUGGCUGAUAGGUUAUUAGGAGGUGAUAGUGAAUUUUCAUCACUUGAUUUUCUUGGUUCUCAAAUGACAAAAACUUUUUCUAUUGGUUCUUUUCAAGGGUUUAGUGGUAAUUUUACAUCUGAUUCAAUAAAAAAAUUGAAAAAUCAUCCAUUGAUUGCUGAAAUUGUUCCUGAUAUGAUUUUUGAUGCUUUAGAUGGUGAAUCUAGUCAUGAAUAUUUAAGAGAACCACCAUUAACAAUAUCUGAAUCAAAUAUUGAUACUCAUCCCAAGAUUGUGAAAAAGAAUUCCAAAGAGGAAUUAGAUAAAAUUCAUCAAUUUCUUUCUAGAACUGGUUAUGAUGCUACAAGAAGUCCAUUGGUGGUAUUACCUAGUCAAGAUACUUGCUCCUCAUCACUGAUCAAUGACCUCAACCAGGAGUUAACCGAUGAAAUUUUUGAUACGAUUAUCUCAAAAGCUGUUAAAGACAUCAAUUUCUGCUGGAAUUAUUUUUACUAUUUCGGUCUUUUUUUGAAAUACUCAACAAAUAAUCAUACAGAAUCCCCUUCUAAUGGUUUGCAAAUUAUGGGUAUUGAUAAUAUGGUCACUGAAAGUUCCGAAGGCCAUCUGGAUUUUCCUCGUCAUAAUCCUAUGAAUUCUUUGAACCCAAAUGGUGACGUUGAUUCAAAUGAACCACAAUUAGAAGUUAAUGGAUUUAUUGCACAACCUAAUGCACCAAGACAUUUAGCAAGAAUUUCAAGAAAACUGAAUUUACCAAAACAUGAUAAAGAACCCUUUAAUUAUUAUUAUGAUCCUAAAAAUACAGGUAAAGGUGUUCAUGUAUAUGUUCUUGACACUGGUAUUAAAAAAGAUCAUCCAGAAUUUGAAGGACGUGUUGUUCAUGGUGGUGACUUCACUGGUAGAGGAUUUGAUUCUGAUCCUCAUGGACAUGGAACACAUGUUGCCGGUAUUAUUGGAUCCAAAACUUAUGGUGUCGCUAAAGGGGUUACACUUGUUGAAGUGAAAGCAUUAGAUUUUUUUGGUAAUGGUUCACUAACUUCUGUUAUUUCUGGUAUUGAAUUUGCAGUUCAACAUAUGAAAGAUCAUAAUAUUGUUGGUGUUGCAAAUUUAUCUUUAGGUUCUGGUAAGAACAAAGUUUUAGAUGAUGCAGUUGAAGCUGCAGUUGAAUCUGGAUUAGUUGUUGUUGUUGCUGCUGGAAAUAAUAAUAAUCCAGCUUGUAAUAAUAGUCCUGCAAAUUCACCUUAUGCAAUUAGUGUUGGUGCUAUUGAUGAUCGUACAGAUCAUUUGGCUCAAUUUAGUUCUUAUGGACCAUGUGUUGAUAUUUUCGCAAGUGGUGUUGAAGUUGCAAGUUUAGGUUUAAAAGAUGACCAAUAUGAAUCUAAAAGUUCAGGAACAUCAAUGGCUGCUCCAGCUGUUACUGGUAUGGUUGCAAUAUUAUUAAGUCAAGGUGUUGCUCCUCAUGAUAUUCCAAAGAAACUUUUAGAAAUGUCAACUGAAAAUAAGAUUCCAAAAAAGACACUCUUCUUCAAAAGUAACACACCAAAUAAGAUUUUGAACAAUGGGUUUUUAGGUAAUGAUGAUCAAUUCAUUUUAGAAACUGAUCCUAGUACUCAUAACAGAAGAGCAUAUUUGGAAACUUUUUGA